AUGGAAACACCAAGGAAUCGAAAGCAGCGUCGUGCAGCGGCUGGAUCUUCUAAAAACGACGAACCCGAAAUAGCGAUGGCCCAUCCCCAUCGCAAUGAUCCGACCAAAAACAAACCAACAGUCGAGCGCACAUUAUAUGACAUCAUCGCAGAGCGACAAGGCGCACUUCAUCAAAGGGGAGGAUCAAUUCCAGCUUCGGUGGAAGGACAAGGCAUACCGUCGCAGUCAGGGGGAACCCGAUUCGUGACAGUCGACGCGUCUGGGCAAUUGGUCGACACCGACGGCGACAUCAGCAGCCAUCUCUCAUCCAAUGCCUCCCAAAAGAAGACCAAGAAUAGUCAACAGGGUACAAAUGAUAAUACUGUCAAGAAAUCCGACUCCGAAUCGGAACCCGACAAACCUCUUCCGCCAUUCCUCGACACAAUCCUUCUUUCCAUGCCUCUCACAACCCUCCACCUCACCCUAGGCUACCUCGCAGCCCACCAAUACGCCGAAAGAAUCGACCUGCCAAGUCUCUUGAAAGAAUCCGUGACAACCGCCUUCCCUCUCCUCACUUUAUUCGUCCACCUCGCACACGGUCAUAUCGUCUCCUUCACAAAGCGCAGCUCAAAGGAUGCAAAGGCAGAGCCUGCUCCUAUUUCUUUAUUCCCAUUGACAAGUGAUAAAUUCACAUUUUCAUUCUUACGAAAGCUGGUUUUCCCACCUGCUCCGCGGACUUUGGUCUUUCUUCCUCUUGCUCUGCUGCUGGGCGCGCAUCUUAUCGCUAUCACGAAUGGAGAGCCGUAUUAUGCGGUUAUGAAGAAGGCGCCUGCUGUUGGGACUAUUUGGAUUUGGUGCAUUCUGGAGUUGUCGGUUGGGGCAGCUGUUCUUGGGGCGCUGGCACCUUUGGUUUGGGGUGUGUGGUGGAUGGGGUAUGGUAUUAUUUGA
Penicillium roqueforti is the source of this 927-nucleotide messenger RNA. RefSeq lists its product as uncharacterized. Lineage: Eukaryota; Fungi; Ascomycota; Eurotiomycetes; Eurotiales; Aspergillaceae. Bases 1 to 927 code for a protein of 308 amino acids. The transcript has a single exon. The record is from RefSeq and is a predicted model, not a curated record.